AUGGGGGCACGGCAACAACAACAGGAACUACAACAACAAGCGUCAGCGGCCACAGCUUUUGACUAUCAGCAAACUGAAGUGGCAACAACAGCAGCAGCAGCAGACGCAGACGCAAGCCAUCCACAAUCAAGCGGCAAUUGCAAUUGCAACAACAACAAUAUUUGCGCCGUUGUGCCGACAUAUGCGUUAAAUGCUAAUACAACAACAGCAGCCACCAACUGCAGCAGCUAUGCUACAACAACACCACUUGCAACUUAUGUGCCGUCGGCAAGCACAGCACCAACAACAACAACGGUUGCUACGCCGACAGCUAAUAAUAUGCUGGCGAUUCCCUGCUACGACGCGCAAUGCCUAUUGCAACACCAGCAGCAGCAGCAGCAACAACAACAAGCGCAAUUGUUGCAGCAACAGUUGCUAACAACACACCAUCCAUCAUCCACUUACUAUGUGCAGCAAAUGCCAACCACGGCAUUGUCUGCACUACCACCAUUACCACUACCACAACAACCGUUCUCAUUGCAAAUGCAGUUGCCAUUGUUGGAACAACAACAUAACCAACAAUUGCUUUUGCAACAAUAUCAACGGCAGCAACAACAACAACAACCGCAAAUAGCUGUCUACUUCGCUCCGCAGCAACAGUUCUUGCCACAACAACAACAACAGCAAUUUGUGCAUUAUUAUCCUUAUGAGCCUACCGCUGCUGUCUACAGCAGCUGA
This is a messenger RNA of Bactrocera oleae (olive fruit fly), 717 nucleotides long. The record is from RefSeq and is a predicted model, not a curated record. Lineage: Eukaryota; Metazoa; Arthropoda; Insecta; Diptera; Tephritidae.